AUGGCAGCAAGUAGGUAUCUCGACGAGUUUGGCCACAGUCCGGUAGUGUUCGAAGCUGGAGAUGAGAGUGGUGGAAUAUGGGCACCGCGACCAACGAAUCGUGUGGUUUACCGAGGUUUGGUAACAAACAUUCCUACCAUGUGCAUGCAAUCUUUCGAUCUGGAUUUUUCCGACGGUCUCAAUAGCUACGUCACGGGACCCGAGCUGGGAAACUAUUUGAAGCAGUACACCGACCACUUCAAGUUGAGACGGUUUGUGCGCUUCAGCACAACGGUGAAGAAGGUGCUGCCCUUAAAGUCAAUAGAUGAGGAGCUGGCAGACCAAGGGGCCUGGGAGUUAACUUGGGAGAACUCCGAUUCAAGCAGUACCGAAAUCUUUGAUGCUGUUGUUGUGGCAACGGGGCAUUACGAGUUUCCAUACUCGCCAGAAAUUCCUGGUCAAAAUGAGUGGCUGGCGGCAUCAGGACAUCGGCAAGUCGUGCACGCGAUCUCUUAUAAUGACCCGGAUGCCUUCAAGGGCCAGUCAGUCUUAAUUGUCGGUGGGCGAUCCUCGGCAGUCGACAUAGCACGAGAGCUGCGCAGCAGGGUUUCAACAUUAUAUGUUCUAGACAAGGGCUGCCAAGAAGUAGAAACUGCCGAGAACUGUUUUCAUGUUCCAUACGGAGCAACUUUGUCUGAAGAUGGACAUCUUGUCUGGGAAGGGAAGGCCUUAUCCGGAGAUCCCGUGGACACUGUAAUCCUUGCUACAGGGUACACGUACCAGUAUCCCUUCCUUGAUGAGAAAGCCGAGCUGACCUUCGGACCUGAGAGACGAUAUGUUGCCCCGCUCUACCAACACAUCAUACACGCUCGCCGGCCAAGCCUCUCUUUUAUAGGCAUUCCGCUUGCUGUACCUUGUCCACUUCCACUCUUCGAGGCGCAAGCAUAUUUUUCAGCUGCACAUUUGAGUGCGCCGUGGACUGACUUGCCGGAACGGUUGGGGUGGGUGGAUGCUGCCUUUGAAGCCGUCCAGAACAGUCAGAAUCUGCAUUUUCUGUCUGACACCUCCUGGGACUACAUGAAAUGUCUGCUCAAGGAAGCCGGUAUGGCUGAGGAGGACCAUGCAAGGUUUGUUAAGCGUCUCUCUUUAGUUCAGGCAAUCUACCGUGAUCGCGUACAACGAAGGCCGAACAAGCCCUGGGAUGAUGAUUUGUACCGGCGCUGCCAGUACAAAGCCGACUACGAGAAUGACCGCUUCCAGACGGCAGAGAAAGUCUGGGGGUUGCGUUGGGAAUCCAAAGGUGCGGCGCGCGCAAGCCAGAAUCCGCCUGCAAGGACCUUGGCACGCGACGCUGUCGACACAGCACAUGUCAGCCGUUGCGAUUGGAAGUUUGGGCAGGCAGGUGAAACUGCGCAUGUGCUCUCCAUCGCCACAGAGUAUAGACAAGAGGCCAAAGAUCCUGAGCCGACCUGCGAGAUUUCGAGUCUAGUCUCGCUUCAGGCAGUCAUACUGCAACGAUCGGCUCGACUCCUGGGAUACAGGCAUGGCCGAGCCUCAAAGCUGCGCGAGCGCUGGGUCGGCUGGGGUACCAAGCUGAUCGAGUAUCGGAAGGCACUGCAAAAAGGCUUGGCAAGUGGACGAAUGGCAUCGACAGACCCUGUCCUGUUGAUCGACGGCUGGGACUGUAUGCUGAUUGGACCCGCCGCUGAGUUUGUGCAGAAAAUGUCGUCGCCUCCAUUCAGUGACGGUCAUCAGCCGUGGUACGCAGGUGAACGAAUUUGCGGACCGGACUUCUUCAAGGCGAACCGGAUCGAUGCGGUUUACCCCGACCCGGGAACGCCAUGGCGCUACCCGAACGCAGGUUGUGUGGCCGGGAGGGCAGAACCAGUGCUGGAGCUUAUCAACGAGCUGUUGAAACCGUCAGGCGAUGGAGAGAAGUUUCCAGAGGAUGGAGACGACCAGGGCAGGCUGCAUGAGUAUCUCUUGGACCGAGGUGAGCGUGGACAAAGUCUCCCCUACUUCGUGGACUCCGAGUGUCGGAUCUUCCAGUGUCUUUAUGAAGCAGAACCACAGUGGCAACUUGAAGCAGCGAAAGAAGGCCAGUUGCUCCCACGACUGCGCAACAUCCAAACUGGCCAGCGGCCGAUUGUGCUGCAUGGCAAUGGGCACACAGGUCGCUGGUUCAUGUCAGGUCUCUGGCGUGAUAUGGGCCUUUUGCAGAGAGUCGGUCUGACGGUGGAGGAGCUUAGUCACCUUCCGCAUGAUGGGCCUGUGCCUCCCGGUACUAUUCCAGAUGAGGCGCACCUGCACAUGGCCAGGUUCAGAAUGACCAACACUGAGCUGAAGCUCAAGCGCGAGCGCAUGAUGGAUGCAUUCAAAGCAGGGAAGGCUGCUCUUGAGGACUUGCGGCUACCCUACUUCUUAGCUUACGGAUCUGCGCUGGCAGCCUUGCGAGAGGGGCAAUUCCAACCGUAUGAAGAUGAUAUUCAUGUGGGUAUCUAUUCCUGGGACCUUGCAGCACUGCAGCGCCAAUGCACGGAAUGCACGGCCAAGGAGCGCGACCACUUGUUGAAAUCGACCUUUGACAGGUUUGGUUUCGAGCCUGUGCAAGAAAUCGUCGAGAACCCACUGCAGGCAUCAGCCGGCAACAACGUUCAGCAGAACCAGGCGGUCCUUGUCUGUCCAAGAUACUACAUUGCAGAGGGAUGGUCUGAUGACAUGGCCUUCCCCAUUUUGUACAAGUUCACUCAUCGGGACAGCUUCGUGCGAUUCGACAUGAUGGUCUUCACGAUGCAGUUCGGGCAGCUCUGGGACUUCGCAGAUGGUGGUGCCGAGACCUCAUCAGGCUGGCGCUACAGCUUGUUUGCGCCACAGCCCGUUCAGUUCGAGAAGAUUAUGACAUUCACUAUGCCUGCGCAGCCGAUAGAAGACCACUAUGGGCCAGACUGGCAUGUUCCCCGGGUCUACAACUAUGUUCAGAGCUUGACCUGCUGCAAGAAUCGCUGCCAAGUCCUCAGGGUCCAUCCCUUCGAUGCGCGCAUGAGACGUGUGGAGCUUCCCCCAGCCGAGCCUUGGGAGGUGUUCAAGUCCUCGGUUCGACAAUUCCGCGUGCUGUAUGCCAAAGCCAUGGCUGACUCCGAGCAUGAGUUUCCAGAGCAGAAGCUUGACCUCUACAAGUUGGAAUCGAAGCCAGUCGUGCUCUUCCAGGCAGCCAGCAUGUGUAAGGAUGAGGGCAACGCUUCAUUUUGCAAGAUCUGGGCUGCCAAGGCGCGCCUAAAGGACGGCAAGCACAGCGGCGCCUUAGACAAGUAUGAUGAAGGAAUUUACAUCAUCGAAAAGUGCAGAGAGGUCCUCUUAACAUGGCGCCUGAUUUUUCGGCAGAUUCAUAAUGAGAAAGCAGAGAAAGACAGGAAAGACAGAGGUCUCAAAGUAUCUGAUCUACUUGAGCCCGAUAUGCCGCGUGAGUUUCGUUCGGAUGAAGAUGAGGAGAGGUCUCUUCGGCUUGCUCUACUCCUCAAUGCGGCGCAGGCUGCCCUCCAGUGUGAGAAGUGGAGCAUCGCUGAAGCCCGGGCAUCUGCUGCUUUGGAGCUUGAGCCGCAAAACAGGAAGGCGCUGUACCGGCGCGGGCUAGCACGAGCAUCCUCCGCAAAUGAAGAGGGCGCUAAAGCGGACUUCUGGUCCUUGUUGAAAGUAUCCGGCUUCGACAGCAAAGAAGCUCUCAACCAGCUCCAGAAGCUCCUCCCCAAAGAUGCGAUUAAAGCUGAGUUCCAGAAGAUACGAAGGGAAGCUGCCAGGGAGCAGAAAGUUGGCGCAAUCCUCAAGGAGCUUGAUGAAGAUGAGAGGAUUGCCACACAGGAUGAAAGAUACCAACGAUAUCUGGGUGACUGUGAGCAGAGGGCGGCAGAUGGGCAACGAGAGCUCACUUUCGACGAGUGGGCCAAGCAGUAUGAGUGGCGUUAUGAUGCCGACGAGCGGUUCAAGGCAAGGCAGCUGUACCCUGAGUGUUUCAAUCACACCGGGCCGGCUCCACUCCCUGUAGAGGACUGGGAGGUGGACUACUUGACCCACAAGGAGAUCGAGAAGAUCAUGUACAGGCGUCAGACCGAAAUGCUAGCUGCUCGCCGGCGAGAAAGGGAAGCCAAAGUACCGGAGAAGACACCGCCAGAGGACUCUUUUUGCACCAAACUUCAUGUGGACAAAGAGGAUGAGCAGAUUCUUCGGGAUGCUGUCAUCAAAAGAGGAUACAACUAUUGGUGGUGA
Messenger RNA from Symbiodinium natans, 4239 nucleotides. Lineage: Eukaryota; Dinophyceae; Suessiales; Symbiodiniaceae. The record is from the annotation of a GenBank genome assembly.